This is a messenger RNA of Varanus komodoensis (Komodo dragon), 5608 nucleotides long. Its product is annotated as zinc finger protein 239-like. Bases 43 to 5085 code for a protein of 1680 amino acids. Lineage: Eukaryota; Metazoa; Chordata; Lepidosauria; Squamata; Varanidae. The record is from RefSeq and is a predicted model, not a curated record. The transcript is spliced from 8 exons. Gene Ontology annotation, molecular function: DNA-binding transcription factor activity, RNA polymerase II-specific; RNA polymerase II cis-regulatory region sequence-specific DNA binding. Gene Ontology annotation, biological process: regulation of transcription by RNA polymerase II.
CAGACAUCUCUUCUCAAGAAGGGCCCGGGGCUCUGAGGAAACAUGGGAACAAGUGGAACGGAGGAAGCGUACCUGGAUCAGGAUGCUGGGCGCCCAGGAGACAGCAGGGAAGGCCCCACAGUCUCCAAAAUUGCAUCGGUCUCGGUGGAGCAGGGACAGGUACCCAGCCGCCCCUCAGAACAAGUGUGUCUCCUUCAGGAUGAGCCCCCCGGGUGCAAAGAUCAAGUGUGGGUGAUGGAGAAAGACGAGGAAAGAGAGGAAACAGCAUCCAAUAAGGACAGUUCUGAACAAUUAGAGAUUUCUGGGAAAUUGUUUGAGGAUCCAAAAAAGGAAGCUUCCCAAAUUCUUGAGCAAAAAGAGAGUUUGGAAAACUUGCAAAAAUUAGAAGAUCAAGAAAAUAGAACUCUGAAUCAGGCAGUUCUUUAUGGAACGGGCAACAAGAAUACUGAAAAUAAAUGCAAGAGGCAGCUGAUGUGCAGCAGGUGUGGAAAAAGCUUCCGCAACAGGUCCAGUCUCAUCGCUCAUAAGAGAAUCCACACAGGGGAGAAACCUCACAAAUGCCUGAACUGUGGGAAGACGUUUGGUAGGAAAUCAACACUCAAUGUUCAUGAGAGAAUCCACACAGAGGAGAAACCCUAUGAAUGCUCAGUCUGUGGGAGGAGCUUCAGGCAAACUUCAAACCUUAUUGCUCACGAAAGAAUCCACACAGGAGAGAAACCCUACAAAUGUUCCAAUUGUGGGAGGAGCUUCAGCAUGAAAUCAGGCCUCCUUGUCCAUGAGAGAAUCCACACAGGAGAGAAACCAUACAAAUGCCUGAGCUGUGGGAAGAGGUUUGGUAGGAAAUCAAUACUCAUUGUGCAUGAGAGAAUCCACACAGAGGAGAAACCCUAUGAAUGCUCAGUCUGUGGGAGGAGCUUCAGCCAGACAUCAAGCCUUAUUGCCCAUGAAAGAAUCCACACAGGAGAGAAACCCUAUGAAUGUUCUAAGUGUGGGAACAGCUUCAGCCAUCCCUCAAGCCUUAUUGCCCAUGAGAGAAUCCACACAGGAGAGAAGCCCUACAGAUGUUCCAAGUGUGGUAGGUGCUUCAGAUUCAAACCAAGCCUGGUUGCCCAUGAGAGAAUCCACACAGGAGAGAAGCCUUUCAAGUGUUCAGACUGUGGGAAAAGCUUCAGCCUGAUAUCUACACUUAUCACACACAUGAGGACUCACAAAGGAGAAAAACCUUAUACCUGUUCAGUGUGUGGGAAAGGCUUCAGCCAUAACUCAAGCCUUAUUAUACAUAAAAGAAUACACACCGGGGAGAAACCAUAUCAGUGUGCAGAAUGUGGAAGAAGUUUCAGCUGCAGUUCAAAUCUUAUAACACACCAGAGAAUCCAUGCAGAGGACAAGCCCUACAAAUGUUUAAACUGUGGAAGACGUUUCAAUAGCAGUUCAAAUCUUAUCAAGCACCACAGGAUCCACUCAGAGGACAAGCCCUACGAUUGUUUAGACUGUGGAAAAAGUUUCAGCUGCAGUUCAAGCCUUAUUAGACAUCAGAGGACACGCACAAGGAAGAAGCCAUAUGGAUGCACCAACUUUGGGAAAAGCUUUAGUGUGCGAUCAAACCUUAGUGCUCAUGAGAGAAUCCACACUGCUAAGAAACCUUACCAAUGUGUAGACUGUCCCAAAUGUGUCUACUUGAGAUCCAGUCUCAAUGCACACAAGAGGAUACAUGGAGGAGAAAAGCCGUAUGACUGUGCAGACUGUGGGACGACCUUUACUUGCAGCUCAAGUCUCAUUCAGAAACCCUAUAACUGUGCAGACUGUGGGAAAAGUUUCAUCUUGAACUCCAACCUCAUUGCCCACCAGAGGACUCAUACAGGAGAGAAGCCAUACCAGUGCCCAGACUGUGGCAAAUUCUUCAGAAUGAGUUCACAUUUCAUUGUACACCGGAGAACCCACACAGGAGAGAAGCCAUAUGAAUGCUCAGAUUGUGGCAAAAGCUUCACUUCUAGUUCAGGCCUUAUUAGGCAUCACAGAACCCACACAGGAGAGAAACCCUAUCAGUGCUCUGAAUGUGGGAAAAGGUUCAAUCAAAGGGCAACCCUUACUUCCCAUCAAAGAAUCCACACAGGAGAGAAACCAUUUGAAUGCUUGAAGUGUGGGGAGAAAUUCACUUUCAGCAGCCACCUUGCAACCCAUAAAAAAAAUCACCCACAACAGCACCACCAUAAAUGCUUGGAAUGUGGAAAGAGAUUCAGUAGCCUCUCAGGUCUGGUUAUACAUCAAAGAACCCACACAGGGGAAAAGCCAUAUGAAUGCUUGGAAUGUGGAAUGCGCUUCUGUCAGUUAUCAACCUUAACUGGACAUCAAAGAACCCACACAGGGGAGAAACCAUAUACAUGUUUAGAGUGCGGAAAGGGUUUCAGUCAGAGCACAACGCUUACUGCACAUAAAAGAAUCCACACAGGGGAGAAACCUUAUAAAUGCCCGGAGUGUGGAGAGAGCUUUGCUUUGAGCACAAGCCUCAGUUCUCAUCGCAGAAGACACACAGGGGAGAAACCAUUUAAAUGCUUUGAAUGUGGAAUAAGCUUCAGUUACAGGGCAAACUUGUCUUCCCACCAAAAAAUUCACACAGGAGAGAAAAGCUAUAGAUGCGCAGAGUGCGGAAAAUGCUUCAACCGUAGCACAACCCUUACAGCACAUAAUAGAAUCCAUACAGGGGAGAAGCCGUACGGAUGUUCGGUCUGUGGGAAAAUAUUCCGGCGCCGCUCAGACCUUAAUAGCCACCAGAGAACCCACACAGGCGAGAAACCCUAUACAUGCUUGAACUGUGGGAAAAGGUUCAAUCGGAGCACAAACCUUAUUUCACACCAAAGAAUACAUACAGGUGAGAAACCGUACCAAUGUGUGGAUUGUGGAAAAAACUUUUGCCAUAAAUCUGGCUUGAUAAGGCAUCGGAGGAUCCACACGGGGGAGAAACCCUAUCCCUGUUCAGACUGUGGGAAGAGCUUCAGUCAAAGGCAACAUCUGAUCACACACCAGCGGAACCACACUGGGGAGAAACCAUUUACCUGCUCUGAGUGUGGGAAAAGCUUCAACCAGAGCCAGCACCUUAUCACGCACCAGCGGAACCACACAGGAGAAAAGCCGUUCGAAUGCUCACAGUGCCAGAAAAGCUUUUGCGACAAGUCCACCCUUAUUAGACAUCAGAGAAGCCACAUUGGGAAGAAACCGUUCAAAUGCUCUAAGUGUGAAGAAAGCUUCUAUCGCAGCAAACACCUGAUCAGGCACCAGAGAAUUCACAUCCAGACUUCAGAGAAACCCUAUAAAUGCCUACAGUGUGGAAAAUGUUACAGUCACAAGGUAAAUCUCACCAUUCAUCAAAGAACCCACACAGGGGAGAAGCCUUAUAAAUGCCUGGAGUGUGGAAAGUGCUUCAUCAGAAGCACCAGUCUUAUGUCUCAUCAACAGACUCACACAGGGGAGAAACCACACAAAUGUGCUGAAUGUGGAAAGUGCUUCCUCAGAAGCACCAAUCUUAUGUCUCAUCAACAGACUCACACAGGGGAGAAACCACACAAAUGUACUGAAUGUGGAAAGUGCUUCCUCAGAAGCACCAAUCUUACGUCUCAUCAACGGACUCACACAGGGGAGAAACCACACAAAUGUGCUGAAUGUGGAAAGUGCUUCCUCAGAAGCACGAAUCUUACGUCUCAUCAAAGAACUCACACAGGAGAGAAACCACACAAAUGUGCUGAAUGUGGAAAGACAUUCAGUAGAAGCACCAGCCUUACUUCUCAUCAAAGAAUUCACACAGGAGAGAAACCACACAAAUGUGCUGAAUGUGGAAAGACAUUCAGUAGAAGCACCAGCCUUACUUUGCAUCAAAGAAUUCACACUGGGGAGAAACCAUAUCAGUGUUCUGAAUGUGGAAAGAGCUUCCAUGUAAGGACAAGCCUCACUUAUCAUCAAAGAAUUCACACAGGGGAGAAACCACAUAAAUAUUCUGAGUGUAGAAAGUGCUUCAGUAGAAGCACAAACCUCAAUUCUCAUCAAAGAAUCCAUACUGGGGAGAAACCAUAUAAAUGCUUGAAAUGUGGAAAAAGCUUCUGUCAUAAGUCAACCCUUAAAACACACCUGCAAAUUCACACAGGAGAGAAACCAUACCAGCGUUCAGAUAAAUGCUGUGUGUGUAACAAAAUCUUUGAUUCUAAGGCAAGCCUUAGAGCUCAUUCAAAACUCCAUCCAGGGGAAAAACUGUUUAAAUGUUUACAGUGUGGAAAAAGCUACAGUGUAAGCUCAAGCCUCAUUUCGCAUCAGAGAAUUCACACAGGAGAAAAACCAUAUAAAUGUGCAGAGUGUGGAAAGAGCUUCAAUAGAAGCACCAGCCUCAGUGAUCAUCAGAGAAUUCACACAGGGGAGAAACCAUAUAAAUGCUUGGAGUGUGGCAAGAGCUUCAGUGUGAGCACUCACCUCACUUCUCAUCAAAGAAUUCACACAGGGGAGAAACCUUAUGAAUGUCAGGAAUGUGGAAAAAGUUUCAAUGUGAGCCGAAACCUCAGUAGACAUAAAAGAAUUCACACAGGGGAGAAACCAUACAAAUGUGCAGAGUGUGGAAAAAGCUUUAAUGUAAGCACAAAUCUCAGCAGACAUCAAAGAAUUCACACAGGGGAAAAACCCUAUAAAUGCUUGGAGUGCGGAAAGAGCUUCAAUGUGUGUACAAACCUCACUUCUCACCAAAGAAUACACACAGGAGAGAAACCAUAUACGUGCCUGGUAUGUGGAAAAAGAUUUAGUUUAAUUACACACCUUAGUUAUCAUCAAAGAACGCACACAAGGGAAAAACCCUAUGAGUGCCUGGAAUGUGGAAAGAGCUUCAGUGUCGGCACAAACCUCAGCAGGCAUCAACGAACCCACACAGGAGAGAAACCAUACCAAUGGUUGGCAUGUGAGAACAGUUUCCACAUGAAUAUAAACCUGAUCUCUCAUCAAGCAAUUCACACAGGGGAUAAACAAUAUAAUUACUUGGAAUGUGGAAAGAGUUUCAACCAGGACAUAAACCUCAGUCCUCAUCAGGUAACUCAGACAUGGCAGGAGCCAUAGACAUGCUUGGCGUGUGGGAUGAAGUUCAGUCACAAUACAACCCAGAUUUCAUACUGAAGAAUCCACUUGGGAGUAUGUAUUUGAAGAACUGACAAAUACCCAUGUGGACCUCCUCAGUCCUUAAGGUUGCCUCUGAAGUCCUGCUCACAAACCUGCCAGCAAGCUGGCAAGUUGGUGGGAACAAGAGAAAAGACUUUCUCAGGCUCAAAAACUGGGGAACUACCUCCCCUGGGAAGUUUAAUUAUCCCCCAUCAUUAUUUAGUUUAAAGAUGUGGUUCAUUUUUACCUGAUCAAUUUGAGAUUGGCCAGCCUUUAAAAGAUAACAGCAUAGUAUAAACACUAUUGAACAAAGCCAGACAUUAAUGUUUGGAGAAAUAAUCUUACAAAAGGAUGAUAAUUCAACCUGAAAAAAAUCAUUUUGAAUUUGUUUCAUGAUUACCAUUAAUUUCAUACUAACCAGUAGCUGCCCAGGUGGUUCACAACCAUUUAUCAAAGUAGAAUGAUAAGAGCUGAUGCAAUCAAA